Molecule: messenger RNA, 3648 nt
Organism: Pyrgilauda ruficollis (rufous-necked snowfinch)
Lineage: Eukaryota; Metazoa; Chordata; Aves; Passeriformes; Passeridae
Product: adhesion G protein-coupled receptor L1-like
Exons: 23
Coding region: 1-3648 (1215 amino acids)
Biological process (GO): adenylate cyclase-activating G protein-coupled receptor signaling pathway; cell surface receptor signaling pathway; heterophilic cell-cell adhesion
Cellular component (GO): postsynaptic density; presynaptic membrane; axon
Molecular function (GO): latrotoxin receptor activity; G protein-coupled receptor activity
Source: RefSeq, a predicted model, not a curated record
AUGACACACACCUUUUUCGUCUGCCCGGGGGUGCCGCAGCGCGUGGGGCCGGCGCUGUCCACGCACGAGUCUCCGCACCAGGCGGGCGGCUGGUGCCGGGACCCGCUGCAGUCGGGGGACCGGCUCUACGUGCUGCCCUGGGUGCCGUACCGCACCGACACGCUCACCGAGUACGCCUCCUGGGCCGACCUGGUGGGCGCCCGGCCCGCGGCCACGCACCGGCUCCCGCACCGCGCCGACGGCACCGGCUUCGUGGUGUACGACGGCGCCGUGUUCUACAACAAGGAGCGCACCCGCAGCAUCGUCAAGUACGACCUGCGCACCCGCAUCAAGAGCGGCGAGACCGUGGUGGGCGCCGCCAACUAUCACGACACGUCGCCCUAUCGCUGGGGCGGCAAGACCGACAUCGACCUGGCGGUGGACGAGGAGGGGCUCUGGGUCAUCUACGCCACCGAGGGCAACGGCGGGCGGCUGGUGGUGAGCCAGCUGAACCCCUACACGCUGCGCCUGGAGGGCACCUGGGAGACCGGCUACGCCAAGCGGGCGGCCUCGGACGCCUUCAUGGCCUGCGGGGUGCUCUACGUGGUGCGCAGCGUCUACCUGGACGACGACACGGAGCACCUGGGCAACGCGCUGGUCUACGCCUUCGACACGCGGCGCGGGCGCGGCUCGGCGCUGGCGCUGCCCUUCCCCAACCCGUACCAGUUCGUGGCCUCGGUGGGCUACAACCCCCGCGACAACCAGCUGUACGUGUGGAACAACCACUUCUUGCUGCGCUACGGCCUCGACUUCGCGCCCCUGGACGGCGACGGUCUGAUCAAGAGCGGGGAGAACGCGGCGUCCAUCGCGGGGGAGCUGGCGCGGCACACGCGGGGCCCGGUGUUCGCGGGGGACGUCAGCUCGGCCGUGCGGCUGCUGGAGCAGCUCCUGGACAUCCUGGACGCGCAGCUGCAGGCGCUGCGCCCGCUCGAGAGGGAGUCCGCGGGCAAAAACUACAACAAGAUGCACAAGCGGGAGCGAACCUGCAAGGAUUACAUCAAGGCCGUGGUGGAGGCCGUGGACAACCUGCUGCGUCCGGAGGCGCUGGAGUCGUGGCGGGACAUGAACGGCUCGGAGCAGGCGCACACGGCCACCAUGCUGCUGGACGUGCUCGAGGAGGGCGCCUUCCUGCUCGCCGACAACGUCAAGGAGCCCGCGCGCUUCCUGGCCGCCCGACAGAACCUGGUGCUGGAGGUGUCGGUGCUGAAAACCGAGGGGCCCCUCCAGGAGCUCGUGUUUCCCAUGUUUUUCUGGGUGGUGAAGGUUGUCUUCAUCCUGUACAACAACCUGGGGCUGUUCCUGCCCACCGAGAAUGCCACUGUGCGGCUCGGGGGGGACGGGGGGCCCCGCGCCCCCCAGCUCGUGGUCAACUCCCAGGUCAUCGCCGCCUCCAUCAACAAAGAGUCCAGCAGGGUCUUCCUGCGGGACCCCGUGGUCUUCACCCUGCCCCACCUGGAGACCAAGAACCACUUUGGGGCCAACUGCUCCUUCUGGAACUACUCGGAGCGCUCCAUGGCCGGGCACUGGUCGAGCCAGGGCUGCCGCCUGCUGCGCUCCAACGGCACCCACAGCUCGUGCGCCUGCAGCCACCUGACCAACUUCGCCCUGCUGAUGGCCCACAGCCAGAGCUUCCCGGGGCGGCUGAACGAGGUGCUGCUGUCGGUGAUCACCUGGGCAGGGAUCCUGGUGGCCCUGCUGUGCCUGGGCCUGUCCAUCUCGGCCUUCUGCUGCCUGCGGGGGCUGCCCUCGGAGCGCACCACCAUCCACAAGAACCUCUGCAUCAGCCUCUUCCUCGCCGAGCUGCUCUUCCUCGUGGGCAUCGACAAGACGCAGUACCAGGUGGCCUGUCCCAUCUUCGCCGUGCUGCUGCACUAUUUCUUCCUGGCGUCGUUCUCGUGGCUGUGCCUGGAGGGCGUUCACCUGUACCUGCUGCUGCUCGAGGUGUUCGACAGCGACCCCGCCCGCCGCAAGUACUACUACGCGGGGGGGUACUUCUUCCCCGCCGUCGUGGUGGCCGUGGCCGCCGCCGUGGACCACCGCAGCUACGGCACCGACCAGGCGUGCUGGCUGCGGGUGGACAAUUAUUUCAUCUGGAGCUUCAUCGGGCCUGUGGCCUUCGUCAUCCUCGUGACGCUGGUGUUCCUGCUGGUGACCCUGCACAAGAUGCUGCGCAGCUCGGCCGCCCUCAAACCCGACUCCAGCCGCCUGGACAGCAUCAGGUCGUGGGCGCUGGGGGCCAUCGCGCUGCUGCUGCUGCUGGGGCUCACCUGGGCCUUCGGGCUCCUCUUCGUCACCCGCGAGUCUGUGCUGACGGCGUCGCUGUUCACGGCCUGCAAUGCCCUGCAGGGCACCUUCAUCUUCCUCUUCCACUGCGCCCUCCAGAAGAAGGUGCACCGGGAGCUCAGCAAGUGCCUGCGGCACUCGGGGUGUUGCCUCAGGGGCCCCCCCGGCACCUCCCUGGGCGCCCUCAAACCCUCGGCCGCCCGCGCCCACCCCCGGUACUACAGCGGCACCCAGAGCCGGAUCCGGAGGAUGUGGAAUGACACGGUCCGGAAACAGACGGAGUCCAGUUUUAUGGGGGGGGACCUGAACAGCACCCCAACCUUGAACCGAGGGUCGCACCUCCUGCCCAACCCGGUGCUGCCGCCGCGGGGGGGGUCGAGCCCCUACAACACCCUCCUGGCCGAGGGGGGGGGCUUCACCCCCGCCUCCCCCCCCGCCUUCACCGCCCCAGGGAGCUUCCGUGACACCAGGAGCUUCCGUGACACCACACCCCCCCCCAACCGCCGGCACAGCCCCGAGACCUUCGGGGGGCCCGAGGGGGGCGCGGGGGGGGCCGAGCCCGACGGGCAGAUGCAGCUGGUGACCAGCCUGACCCCCGCCCUGCACGAGGAGGCAGCACCGAGCAACGAGCCGGCCUUGCACGAGGACAUGGCCGCCGCCAGAGGGGACAGCCAGUCCCAGGGCCCGGCCUUGCACGAGGAGCCACGGGGGCACCAGGCCGCGGUGGCACCAGGCCGCGGUGUCACGGUGUCCCACAAGGAGCUGCGGUGGCACCAGGCCGCGGUGUCACACGAAGAGCUGCGGUGUCACACGAGGAGCCGCGGCAGCACCAGGCCACGGUGGCACCAGGCCGCAGUGUCCCACGAGGAACUGCGGUGGCACCAGGCCAUGGUGUCACACCAGGAGCUGCGGUGGCACCAGGCCACGGUGUCACACCAGGAGCCGCCAUGGCACCAGGCCGCGGUGGCACCAGGCCGCGGUGUCGCACGAGGAGCCGCCAUGGCACCAGGCCGCAGUGUUGCACGAGGAGCCGCCAUGGCACCAGGCCACGGUGUCACACCAGGAGCCGCCAUGGCACCAGGCCGCGGUGGCACCAGGCCGCGGUGUCGCACGAAGACCUGGCUUUGCGGUGACUCCUACCCCUUCCACAAGAUGCUCUCGGGGAAGGUUGUGUCCAUCACCACCCCUGAACACUGCGGUGGCCUCACCUUGGGCAAUGCCACAAUCUCUGCCCUGGUGCCACUUUUGCCGUGUCCCCUCCUCCUGUCCUCGGAGCGCAGGCGUCGAAACAAGGGCAACUCCGACCUUGGUGAGGAGAGAAAAUGA